Messenger RNA from Danaus chrysippus (African queen), 2166 nucleotides. The record is from the annotation of a GenBank genome assembly. NCBI's taxonomy places the organism in Eukaryota, Metazoa, Arthropoda, Insecta, Lepidoptera, Nymphalidae.
AUGUCAAAGAGACCAAUCCACCAAUAUAAAGAAGAACAAUUGAUAGAAGCUAUGGCGGCGAUUAGGAAUGGUAUGAAAAUAAGAGAAGCCAGUCGAGUUUUUAAGGUUCCACGAGGGACGUUACAGGAUCGAGUACAUUUAAGGGUUCCAGAUUUGCCCCGUAAAAUGGGACCAGAAACAGUGCUAACCAAAACUGAAGAAACUGCGUUGAAAAACUGGUGUAUUGCAUUAGCGAAAUGUGGCUUCCCAUUAAAACGUGAUGAUCUCCUGAAUACCGUCCACAAUAUUAUAUCGGAAGAUAAAAGACCAAACCCAUUUGUAAAUAAUAGACCGGGGAAUAAAUGGUACCAAUCAUUUCUGAGACAAAAUCCUGAGUUAAGUGAGAGGACGCCUGAAAAUAUAUCGAAUGGUCGAGCCGCUGUAACUGAAGCAGGUAUUCGGAAGUGGUUUGCUGAACUUAUGAAGCAUUUAGAAGACAUAAAUGCAAGUGAUAUUUUGAUCGACCCUGACCGUAUAUUCAACGGUGAUGAAACUAGUUUUUAUAUAUGCCCCAAGACUGGAAAAGUCAUUGCACCAAGAGAUUACAAAAACGUCUACAAAAUUGUAAAAAGUAAGGAAAAAGAAGCUGUUACUGUCCUUAUAUUUAUAUCGGCUUCUGGAAAAAUUUUGCCUCCUUGUGUAGUUUUCCCAUACGUCAGACCACCUAAAGAAGUUGUGAACAGUAUGCCUGAUAGAUGGUUAUUGGGAAAGUCAAAAACAGGUUGGAUGAAAUCAGAAAUUUUUUUCGACUAUUUUGAGAAAGGUCUGAACGAGUGGCUAAAAGAAGAGAAAAUUAAAAAACCGGUACUCGUUUUUGUUGAUGGCCACAAGAGCCACUUAACAAUGCGACUCAGCGAAUAUUGUCACGAAAAUUGUAUUAUACUAUAUGCACUUCCACCAAAUGCAACGCAUUUGAUUCAACCUGCUGAUGUAAGUGUAUUUAAACCUUUGAAGGUAGAAUGGAAAAAUACAGUGUACGAAUGGGCAACUCAACCUGAAAAUGUCAAUAGUGUUUUGACCAAGGCAACUUUUAGUCCAUUACUUAAAAAGAUCUUAGAGAAGGAAAAUUUGUCUGUAACAAUCAGCAACGGUUUUCGCAAAUGUGGAUUAUACCCAUUCAAUCCAAACGCUUUGGACUACUCUAAAUGUGUGCAGAAUAAUCUUGAGAAACUUCACAAUGCUACCAAGAAUUUGAAUUCUCCAGGCAACAAAAUUAAAAACAGGCAUUUGAAUACCGCCAUCAAGUGUAUUAAUCAGCUAAGUAACGAGCUAGAAAAUGCUGGAGUAGAUACAACUACCGUUAUCAAAGUUUUGAGUGCAGCAAAAAAUAUGGCUGGACCUGAGAGUUUAAAUUCAACAAAAAACUCAACUGAUGAUUCCAAAAUGGAUAAUAGUUCUGCCUGUGAUAUUGAUAAAAACCAAUCAAAAUUAGCAUCAGAAUCAAAUGAAAUUCUUGACAUAAGCUUGCCGAUUAUAGGUGAUUACACAUUGAUAAAUAAUUUAAGUACCUUUACAGAAGCAGAGACAUCCUUCAAAAAAUUCGAAAUCAUAGCCGACUUUGAAGCGACUUACCAAAAUAGUGAAAGUCUAGAAACGCAUAAAUCUGUACACACACCUGUAUUUAUUGCAAAUAAUCAGAACGGUGACUGCGUUAAGGAAUGUGUGACUAAUCACACACCAGUUUCUGAAGAAUUUAUGGAAAAUAAAGUACCUGAAGUAGAAAUAAAUACUAACCAAGAUAUUAUUGAUAAAGAAAAUGAAGAUGUUGGACAAGAAAUAAAUACUUACUAUAAUAUGGAAAAUACGAGAGACGCAUCGCUCCCAGAAAAUAAUAAUUAUAUUAUGGAUAAUCUGAAAGACAUAAGGACAGAUUGUAAACUUGAUCAAAUCAAAAAUAACAUUGAACAAGAGGAGCCAAAAAAUGUGCAAUCUGUACUACAUGACAGUACCAAAAAUAUAAAAAGCAAUAUAAAUAUACUCUCCAAUGUUAUUGUGAAAUCGAGAGAUAUGUCACCCAUUUUAAAUAAGUAUUUAACCUUGCCUGCUGUAGCUACACCAAAAAGAAAGAUAAAAUCAACCAAUAGAAUAGGAGCUAUUUCUUCCGAUGAGUGGAGACAAUUUGAAUGA